UCCCUCGCGACGAGAGAGCGCCCGCUUCAAGUUCGCUUCGGCUCUUCUCGCUGCUCUCGCUCUUUCUCUCUUUUUUCUCUUCUUUCUCUCCCUUUUCCCUUUUUUUCUCCCUUUUUUUUUCAUCCCUUCGCUCGCGAAACCGACGCGAACGAGAACGCGCGAGUGCGACGACGUGGGUUUCGCCCUCGUUUUCCCCGGUAUCGGAGCCGGUCGCGUGUGUGCUACGAUUUUUGGAGAUUUAGGGGUCCCGAGGAUCCAGGGAUAGUGUUGUCACCAUCGGCGAACGUUCGACCGGACGCUCGCGGGACUUAACACCAGAGUCGUAGCUGGCGAUCUACCAAACAUGUUGCGCCUCGUGGUCCUUUUCUUUCUAUGUAUCGCUGCUACUUACACACCUGGCCAUUGCGAGGCAAGGGCAUCGCGAGAUGUCGAGCAUGCGAGACUGCCAGAGUUCCUCACGGAAUUGGACCUGUCGAGUCUCGAGGCAUCCGAGGAAGACGUCGAAGCGCUGAAGAAAAUCGUGAAAAGGCUGGCGCCCGAGAAGAACGGCGAGUACCAAGUUUACCAAGUCUUCUUCGGUAACGAGGACCUUCUCAAGGAGUGGCUCAAAGGAGCGGACGUGACAGGACAGCCCGGGGUGGAUUAUCCAGCUCUCACGUCGAUUCCAGCCACUUCAUUCAGCUGUCGCGGUUUAAGGGGCGGAUAUUACGCGGAUUUAGAGACAAAUUGCCAAGUAUUCCACAUCUGCGACAAUGGACGGAAGAUCUCGUUCCUGUGUCCCAACGGUACCAUCUUUCAACAGUCGCAGCUUAUAUGCGAUUGGUGGUUCAAAGUUGACUGCAGCAAAUCCACGGAACUGUACGAACAGAGCGCCGAGCAGUUGGCCGAGGAGGAGAAGAAGCGCGCGGACGCGAGGAAGAUAAAGUCCGAGUAUCAUCGCGAGCAGCAGGAUAACGCGGAUUACUACGAGAAUACCCAGAAUGUCGAUUACGACGGCAGGCAGAAUGGCAGGACGAAUCCGUACGGUCAGUCCGCCGUCAAUCAGAAUCAAAUUCCGGCGAAGCAAGAGGAAUCGAAGUCCGCCCAGAAUUUUAGAUCGAACAGCAAUAGAGAUUCCGGUCGUUAUUUCCAAGAGAACAGCGCAAACGCGUUGCGAACUAACGAGAAAACCAGCCAAACGUCCGAAAACUUCAAUCAGCAGCCGAAGCAACGGCAGUAUAACGAUGGCUCGAAUUAUCAGACAAGUAGCAGACAGAGAAAUCAGUUGGACAAUCAGCAGGGAGGCGGCAAGUCCAAUUACGAGCAGGGAAAUAAUAAGUUCCAGGACACUCGGCAGAAUUAUCAGAGCAACUCGCAGGACUAUCGGACGGAUCAGAAUACGGCGCGGACCAGCAACGAGAAGCCGGGAUUCAGGGGUGGAAAAUCGCGAACCUCGACCAGAAACAACCUGUUCGGCUCCAGUCAAUCGCAGAAGUCCACGCCGGUCUACAUGGAGACGACGACCUUCCGGACGACGACCUCGCCGCCUCCGAAGGAAUAUCAGCAGUUCGCGGAAAGCGCCGCGUUUGUCUCGAAUCGAGGAGGUCGCUUCAACUCGGCCAAAUCCGAGAACAACCGGCAGUUCUAUUACCAUUCGUACGAUUAUCAGGAUCGCACCACCACGGCCGAUUAUCGCGAUCGCGAGACCACCACGUUGAGAAAUCAGGAGACCGAGACGGUUUCCUUCACGCCGAAAACGAACGCUCCGGCAUUCCCGGGGCCCACCUUCGCUCCCAUUUAUAAACCCAGAACGACGACGUUGCCGCCUUACGAAACGACGUUGCAAUACACGCCGACCACCGAGACGUCCUUCUACACCAGCACUUCCUAUUACGAGCAGGACGAUACUCCGGAAACCACCGUUUACGGCAACGUCGUGACCGUCACGUCGUCCUCCGUAGAUGAAUACUCGUCUACGGAGUCCUACAGCGAUUUGCAGACGCCUCCCGCGAUAGGAAGAGUGCCGCCGCUCACCGGAAAUUAUCAAAGUCAGCAAUACAAAGUGACGAAUCAGAGGGACACCGAACGCGACACGGCUUCCUUCGGGACGACGCGUCCGUACGUGAAUACGGAGACUAACCGGCAAAACGUACCUGUUAAUGUCACGUCGGCCAAUUAUCAAAAUGAGAAUAACAUAGCGGAUCCCUGGCGCGCGUCCUCGCAGAGCUUUCGGCAAAACUCGAUCAGCUCGACCGAGAAGCCAUGGAAGAGCACGAACGCUUAUCAGCCGAACGUGUCCACCAGCAAGACCUUGAGUCCUUAUGACACGAGUUUCACUUACAAGCAAGGAAAGGUCCUGUCUACCUUAGGUCCUUACGUACCGUUCACCAAGAAUUACGUCUACUCGACGAUGACCACGACUCCAACACCAAAGCCAUCGGUCACCGCGCCGACUUACGGCUCCACCUUGACCAAUUAUCGCAUAACGGCGAGCAGUCUUUUGCCCAAGACGAAAUCUUCACCAUCGGUGACGAGUAAGCCUAAAGACAGAGCGACUUACCUGCCCGAGACGAGCAGCAAGCGACCGACGACCUUCGAAGAUAGGCCGUACGUCGAACGGGAACACGCGCUUAGCAUGUUGCACUCUCUUCAGGGUCUGGAGAACAGCGCGAAUGGUCUCAGCGAGCUCGAGAAGAAGAGCGGAUCCGAUCGGAACCCAGCACCCGGUCCGUCUACCUUGCACUCGUUGGCUCUAUACUUCGCCACAGCUAGCGACAAUCUCGACUUGAACGAGACUUCCGAGUCCACCGCGAGCGUCGAGAAUCGGGAGGUUGAGGAGAAGGAAGAUGACCCUAACGAGUCCAUCGAAUUACCCGUCAACAUCCUCACGCAGCACACCAUCGCGUCGUACGCCGAGUUGUUCAACUUGAACAACGCGCUCGAGGGAAACGCCACGCUGGCCGAAUUCGUGGCGGAAGUCGAUAAUGUCGCCAGCGAGAUCGAGGACGACGACGACGACGAGGACCUUGAAAUCGAGCAGAGCGAAGGCCCGUUGAACGGCGCGAAGAGAUCGAACAAUACCAAGUUGCGCGAGCUGGCCCAGGUCUUCACUCACGCUCUGUCAGCGUACUUGCAGGACCCGGACACCUUCAAGAAGGUCCUCACGGAGAUUAGACCCACUCAACCUCCGGUGACGACGACCGACGGCGAUCACGACGAGACGACGACGUUGUUCCCGACCACGGCGGAGGAGUACUCCUCGGUGACCAAGGAGAAGGACGAAGUCCUGGACUUCUCGGAUGACACGGACGCUUCCAGGAGACGCAAGCCGUCUGUGUUUUCUACCACUUUGCAACCGCCGACGACCACCGAUAGAUCGUAUCUGUCUUAUUACACGACGCCGUACGACGAUUCAACGGACGAGACCCGCAGACCGAUUUACUACCCGAGUACGACGUUAUUACCACCCGGCUCGACUUCAUCGUACGAAUCGGAGGAUUAUGUGGAAACGUCGACGCAGAGUGGCAACACCUUCGCCUUCGAAGUAAAUCGCGCUUUCACCACCACUGCAGGGAACAUUCAUAAUUAUGACAGCGAUACGAGAGACUCGACCGAUCUGUCACCGGUGUACGAUAAUUAUUUCCCAUUGGACGAGGACGAAAAUCGAAGCAAGGUGCCUCGCAAUAAUACAGCGAAAACCUUCCAGCCGUACGGCAAGAACGUUAAGCCGAAAGGCGCUACGCCUAUAACUAAUUACGUGGCGUCGUCGACGCUGGCGUCUUUCCAGCAACCCGCAGGAACGACCUCGUCCGGCUGGGGUAAAGGUUCCGCCGGGGACAAACCGAUCCAGGACUUGACGCCGCCUCACUAUCAGCGCUUUGGUAACGUGAAGAGCUUCGAGGUAUCGAACAGCAUCGUGCCGAAUCAGAUACGUUCGACGACACCUCUGCCGAGGAGCAAAUCUUCCUACGAUACAGCCAGCACUACCGCUCAACCUUUCAGAAUACGAUAUUACGAUUCGACAACGACGUCGCCCGAGGAUCGGAAGACCAGCCCCGAGUCCCUCGUCACGGCUCGCAGCUCGUACGUCAAGUAUAGGAACAACUACAAUCGUAUAGAGAACAAUCGCGCGGAAGGUAGUCGUACCGGUAAGUCUACCGGGAACCUGGCGACAACCGCGGCAACGACGAUCCGAGACAACGUCGGGACCCUGGACCCGAUUACCGCGACCGUCAGUGACGUCACUCCGUAUACCUCUACCGUUGUUCGCGCUACCUCUGGCAAACCGACCGGCACGUCAUCCACUAAACAUCCUAGUUCGCUGAAUAAUGAUCACUGGACCUCCUCGCCCAUGGUCACCCAGUUAUGGGAGACGACGGUGUUCGUGGAUCCCCGGCACAUCAAUCACGGUCUACAGUCCAGCGUGGACGUCGCCAGGUCGCCCACCACCGACAACAGCAUCGGCGAAGGAACGGAACGUGCAGCGACCACCGUGAGAUCGUUAGCGUUCACCGAGGUAGAUCUGGACGGGACCACGGAAGCGAGGACCACCAGCACGCCGAGUCCCUGGCAGUGGGCGACGAACCCUGGGAACGAUUCCCCGGUGACGUUCACUCUGCUACCGACGACCUUCACCGCGGAGAACACGGCGACGCCGACGCCGAUUAUCACGACGCACGCGUCCAGCAUCACGACCACGAUCACGUCCUCGGUCACGUCGACCAAUUCCGUCCCCCGGGAUAACCUGGCGUCGACCUUGCUGCCGUUCCCGAACGUGAACGCGUUCAACACCACCGAGAACGAGGUGAUCAAGGCGCAGGAGAUGUUCGGCAAGCUGAACGAGACGAGUUCCAACACGCUGAUGCGAGUCAUGAAGCAGGCCGACAGCAACGAGACGGUGAGACAGCUGGUGCUGUUGCUGAUAAGUCACUGCAACGCGCCCAAGGACAAGACGACGGAGCAGGAGAAGGAACAGUUGCUGGAUGCUCUUCUAAGAUUGCCUGUUAAUGAGUUCAGUUCCGAAGAGUCGCGGGAGAUCGUCGCCGGUAUCAGCAGACUUAAUCUACCUAGUGGAAAGACACGAGCGAUCAUUUUAUCGAACUCGACGACGGGUCCGCGGACGUCGUCCUUGAGACCCACGCCGUCCACACCAUCCAUCACCACGUUCCGCAGCAAGACUGGACGGAAGUUCCGGACGACGACGACGACGACGACGGAGAGCGCUCACAGUUUCGCCAGGAGAUCGGAUGAUGCUGUUCAAACGGACACGAAUAAUUUCUUAGCGGAAAACGAGACCAUCGCGUCCGACAACCGAGCUCUCGAGCUCCUCAGGUCGUUGUACACGAUAGCCGCCAAGUGGGGCUGAGGAUCCGCAGAAUCGACGACCGAUCGGAACUACGCGCGUGUCGGAAGACUCGCGAGAUGAAGUAUUCGAAGACGAUCCAUCUGUCGAUACGUUUCUCGAAGUAGAUCGUUGCUGUCGCCGCGUCAUUUCGUCUUAGCCUAAAUUCGAGGAGGGUUCGUAGAGUGCGAACCUGGUGAAUCUCGGUUUUGAUCUCGGCCCGUAAAUCGACGUGACAAAUACGAAUGUUUUCUCGAAAGCUACGAUAUCGCUAUUUAUUAAUGAAUAAAGAUCCGUAACAUGUGAUUAUAUCACUGACUUUGCUAUUUUUCAGAAGAACAAUUUUUCUUUAUAAUUAUAAUGUUAUAUUCUUAUUUUAUAUACUUGAUAUAUGAGAAUUGGAAAAUUUCGUCUUAUAUCUUUGGAUCACGGAUCGAUAAUAUGCCGCUACGACAGCGAAGUUCGAUUUAAUUUAGGGCCGAGAUUGACACUCGCGCUCGCGGAUAUUAAGUAGAUCGUUGUAACGAUUUAUCGGAUAUAUUUUAUUUCUCAAAAUAGAAUUUUUUUGUCACGACUGCUUGAUACCCGCGAUCGAACGUAACUCGUGUCGGUUAAUAUAUGCGGAGUCCCGAUCGAUCAUCGAUCGAUAAAAAUCGCGGUAUAACAAUUAACCGGCUAUAGUUCGACAAGUUAAGAUUAUUUGUAUUUGCCGUCCUUUUUUUAUUAAGAAUAAAACAUCGAUCGCCUCGAAAUAUCGACAACUAUUACUUGCAAAAAGAAAAAAAAUGCCUGCCAUACUCUUCGUCCUUUCUGUUCAGCGACUUUUGCGUGAAUGCUACUAUCGUGUAUGAAUAAUAUUCAAUUUAACUCUCUCGUUAUCGAGUAAUUUUAAUUGUUUA
Molecule: messenger RNA, 6219 nt
Organism: Nylanderia fulva
Lineage: Eukaryota; Metazoa; Arthropoda; Insecta; Hymenoptera; Formicidae
Gene: thw
Product: chitin-binding domain protein thawb
Cellular component (GO): extracellular region
Molecular function (GO): chitin binding
Source: RefSeq, a predicted model, not a curated record